Messenger RNA from Sus scrofa (pig), 2666 nucleotides. It is a transcript of the gene TIPE2, whose product is annotated as TNF alpha induced protein 8 like 2. Gene Ontology annotation, biological process: negative regulation of inflammatory response; negative regulation of T cell activation; regulation of apoptotic process. NCBI's taxonomy places the organism in Eukaryota, Metazoa, Chordata, Mammalia, Artiodactyla, Suidae. Gene Ontology annotation, cellular component: cytoplasm. The record is from RefSeq and is a predicted model, not a curated record.
UCAGCAAUGACAGAAGGGUAGGCUUUAGGGGUGAUGGUGGCAGGAGAAUCCCAGCUCUGCUGACCUGAGCUUCCCAAAUUGUGAGACUCUCAUUUGAUAGAAUUCUUGAGUCCCCAGUGGGGAGGUCCAGCUCAGUUUUCCCUGGGGCAAGGAAGCCUCAGAGAGAAAGACACGCUUUGGGAUGGGUGGGGGCAGGGUGGAGGGAUGGCAAUGGAGAUGGGUAUGGGACACACUGCUGAGAGAUGCAAGGCAAUCUUAGGAGACAUGGAGGUAGAUGCCAGGGCCAGAGGGAGAGCAUGGCCAGAGGAUCACAUGGCAGGAUCCAGACAAGAGAAAAGGGGAGACUGAAACAGGGAGAGAGGGAGAGGACAGUGGAACAAAUAUGAGAUGGCACUGGGGGCAGAGGAGAGCUGGGUAACAGGAAGGCCAAGGAGGAAGGAAGGCUCACAUGGAGCAAUCUCCUCUUCCGGCUGUAAAGCGCGCUCCAGAAAGCCCCAGCAAAACCGGGAGCGAAGUGGGGCACCAGGUUCCCACCAGACUGAUUCAGCUGGAGGAGAAUCCCCCCAGUUACCCACCUCCCCUGCUUCUUCAUACUCCCAUUUCAGUUGGGGGAGAGGGUGAGGCUGCUCCUCACUGCGGUCACAGCCACAUCCUGCAGAGCAGGGGAGGGGGAAGUAAGAAGCAAAACAAGCAGAACCACCACAGGCAAAGACCAUGGGGAGCAUGCCCUGGAUACAUACAGCUGACGUGCCACCAGGGUGUCCUCAGCUCAGGCCCAGCAGAGGCCCAACACCUCUAGGACUCUGCAUUUCUCAGGCUUCCUCAGUGUGCUUCAACCUUACUGAGAGCAUUCCAAGGAAGGAGGCUGUCUUUGGAUUAUUUGGCCCACUUGGUAAAAGCCCACUUUUAUCAUUUGCUAGUGACUUUAGCCAAGUUGCUUAAUUUCUCUUAGUUUCAUUUUUCUCAUUGCAAACUAGGGACACCUCCCUUACAACAGGCUGGGAAGACAGAAAUAAUUCACAUAAAGCGCUUGGCACAUAGUAGGUUCUCAAUAAAUAUUAAGUUUUUUUUUUUUUUUUUUUUUUUUGUCUUUUUGUCUUUUUAGGGCUAUACCCGCAGCAUAUGGAGGUUCCCAGGCUAGAGGUCUAAUCAGAGCUGCAGCCACCGCCCCAUGCCAGAGCCACAGCAACGCAGGAACUGAGCCACAUCUGUGACCUACACCAUAGCUCCCGGCAACAAUGGAUCCUAACUCACUGAGCAAGGCCAGGGAUCGGAACUGCAACCUCAAGGUUCCUAGUUAGACUUGUUUCCGCUACGCCACAGCGGGAGCUCCUAGUUAUUAUUUUUAUCAGGACUCCCAGGACCCCUAUAUUUCUCACUUCUUUAAAGGUAGGACAGCACACUCCCUGACAUGGGCUUUUGGAGUCUGAAAAUCAGUUGUGUUUGACCUUGGGUAAAUUACUUAAUGUAAGCCUCAGUUUGCUCAGCUGUAAAACAAGGAGAGUAAUACCUGCACCUCACAGAAGUACAGUACCCAGUGUGUGUCCAAAAAUGGCAGCUAUGAGAACUACCUGCCAGGAACCAUGGAGUCCUUCAGCUCAAAGAGUCUGGCGCUGCAAGCGGAGAAGAAGCUACUGAGUAAGAUGGCAGGUCGGUCUGUGGUUCACCUCUUCAUCGAUGAGACGAGCAGCGAAGUGCUAGAUGAGCUCUACCGUGUGUCCAAAGAGUACACACACAGCAGGCCCCAGGCCCAGAGGGUAAUCAAGGACCUGAUCAAGGUGGCCAUCAAGGUGGCUGUGCUGCACCGAAGUGGCUGCUUUAGCCCCAGCGAGCUGGCCUUGGCUACCCGCUUUCGCCAAAAGCUGCGGCAGGGCGCCAUGACGGUGCUCAGCUUUAGCGAGGUGGACUUCACCUUCGAGGCUGCUGUGCUGGCCAGCCUGCUGACCGAGUGCCGGGAUAUGCUGCUGGAGCUGGUGGCACAGCACCUCACACCCAAGUCACACGGCCGCAUCCGCCAUGUGUUUGAUCACUUCUCCGACCUGGGCCUGCUCACGGCGCUCUAUGGGCCUGACUUCACCUCGCGCCUUGGCAAGAUCUGUGAUGGGCUCAGGAAGCUGCUGGAUGAGGGGAAACUCUGAGGGCCCUGAACCCAGCACAUUCCUUCUUGGCGAAAUGGCUGACUGAGAAAACAACAGAUAACGGGCUUUCUAACCCUACUCAUCCGCACUAAUGCCUUUCAGUCCUCAGGCUUCAGUCUUUCCCAAGAGUGCUUUUGACUCUGAGACCACCCCACCCCCAAACUGCUGGUGGAGAAGAAGCAAUGCCGAGGGUUGAAGCCUCUCUCCCACUCCAGCCCCAAGACAGGAAACAGAGCUGCCUGAAAAAGACGAAGUGAAACUUGGAUCUCUAUUUUUCCCAUAAGAGACGUUUCAAACAGGGAAGCCCCCUCCCCUCAGAACCAGGGGAAGAAGCCAUAGCCCAUCGAACUCCUCUGGGGACACUAAAGACAGGGGGCAGGGAGUGGGGGAAGGGGGCCCUUAGAGACAUCCUAGACCUUCAGCUCUAGGCAGAGCCUGGACAGAUACCAGGGGCUCUGCUCUAGAGGGCAGGAAGAAGGGCUAGGGCAGGGGAGAGUCUCACAGAGGAAAUAAAACUAUUCAAACAUG